Dunckerocampus dactyliophorus (ringed pipefish) is the source of this 1999-nucleotide messenger RNA. RefSeq names its product torsin-1A-interacting protein 2-like. Gene Ontology annotation, cellular component: membrane. Lineage: Eukaryota; Metazoa; Chordata; Actinopteri; Syngnathiformes; Syngnathidae. Bases 483 to 1190 code for a protein of 235 amino acids. The transcript has 2 exons. Gene Ontology annotation, biological process: membrane organization. Gene Ontology annotation, molecular function: ATPase activator activity. The record is from RefSeq and is a predicted model, not a curated record.
CACAUUAUGUGUCAGACAUGGGAGAUGUAGUGUUACGGUAUGGGUAUGUUAUUUAUGAAAUGUGAAAAGCUAAUUUUUGAGCCAAUGAUUUGGAGAAAGUGGAAGGGAAAACGUAACAUGCAGAGGUAGAUAAAGCUGCUGGAUGCUGACCGCUCAUGUUACUUGAAAUGCUGCCUUUGCCAUCUUGUGGCGUUAAUAAAAACCACAUCAGAAUAUUGUCUACAGCCACAGAUGUUAACAUUUUUUGACCCAUCACUAAUUAUAGACACUGGCAGUUAUUUAUUUUUGUAGACCACACACCCUGCGACUAUAGGAGAUUAUGUGUUAAUUGAAUUGGAACAUUUCAUUGGAAAAAAUAUUUUUAAUUUUGUCAUUGUCCAAAACUUCUGGUGGUUCUUUCAGGCUUUCUUCAUUAUUUCUGCUGGUUGCUUGUGCUCCUGCUGUUGCUCUGCUCUGUUGCACUACUUGCUCACAAGAGCAAGAUGAUCUCUCUGAACCAGAGAUUAGAAAGUGGUGCGAGGCAUCCAUCCAGGUCAGUGAGCCUCGAGAUGUUUACAGACCUCUUGUUACAUUUGGAGGCUCGUUUCCAGACUCAGAGGCAAGAACUGUGGACGAGGAGCAGGAUUCACUUGGAGAAGCACCUCCAAACAGCCCAGCCCACAGAGCCCGUCAGUCUGAUUCUGACAUCUGGGCGCGGGGCUGAAAAGACACUGUCCUGCCUGGCACAGGGCCUGGCUUCCGCCUUUUCGUCAGCCCUCCAAGCUUCCACGCUCCACAUAGAUGGAGCAAGCAAAGCAGGCCAAGGGAGCGACGAGGUAAAGCUGGACAUCGACAGGCAGUUGCAGGCAGCCUUUGGAGGAAGCCAACUGGCCGCAGUCAUCCAUCGCCUGGAGGAGCUGCCACCGGGUUCCACGCUAAUUUUUUAUCGCUACUGUGACCAUGAAAAUGCCGCAUACAAGGAGGCCUUCCUAUUAUUUACCAUCCUGCUGCCUCAGGAUGAGGUCAGAGGUGAGCUCAGGUUUGUGGAGGAGAUGGUGCAAGACUAUCUCAAGGACAGACUGGUGGGCUCCAGCGACCAAAUAGCUUUCGACGAUAUGGACACAGACAAGUAUGGCGGACUGUGGAGCCGCAUCUCCCAUCUUGUCUUGCCUGUGGUGGCCGAGAAGGAAGUCGAGCAGAACGGAUGCUGAGGAGAUGACCCCAGAAUUUGACACCCACCAGUGCGUAAAAGACAGGGUUGAGGCAGCAGUGGGAGAAUGCCAGGAGCCGGCACACGUAAAAGGCGUAAUCAAGGCGUAUACUUAUGUUGCACUCUUCAAACGGCGGAACCAAAUUAUCGCUCAAAAGGCGGAGAAAGAUCACCACGUUGUACGGAACCCAGCCCAGGAAGAACACGGCCACAAUACAGAAAACUAAUUUAACCGCUCGGCUCUUUAUGUGGGAUCUGCUUCUUGUCAUUCUCCAGAGUAUUUUACAAUAGCAGAAUGCCAUGACCACUAACGCCACCAAGAAGAAGAUGUUCUGUUGGCAAACAGCAACCUUCUCCCACAGGACAUCCGCAUAUUCACAUCCCAGGGAGUGAUGGUCCUCCUGGGGGAUGGAGAUGACUGUGCUGAAGAGCAGUGAGGGCACAGCAGCUCCGACGCUGAUUAUCCACAAGACAAUGGAUAUGAAGACCCCUGCGCUUGUGUUCUGUGGUCUCAGGUCAGACAGCGGUCGGACCACCGUCAGAUACCUGUAGAUGGUCAUGGCGGUCAGGAAAAGAACGCUACUGUAGAAGCCAAUGAAGAAAACAAACGUGAUCACUUUGCAGAAGAUCUCAUGAAUCAGCCAUCCCCAGAUGUCAUACACGGCCCAGAAGGGGAGGCCGCUGGUGAAGACCAGGUCGGACAGGGCCAGAUUGAAGAUGAAAAUGUUGCUGAGGGACUUGAGGUUCUCAUACAAGGCCAAGAUCACUAGGACGAGGAUGUUGCCCACGAGACUCAGCGUGACCACGACA